AUGAUGUCCUCCCGGGCUCCACCAGCCAAGCUAGAGUGUGUGUCUCGGGAGGACCGGGUGGGCCAAGGCGCGGAGGCUCCACGCGAGAAGGCUCCAGGGGCCAGGUCCAACCGCUCCUGCCUCCUGCUCCGGUCGCAACCUCCUCCGCUAGCCCUGCCACACCCGCCUCGGAGCCCGGCCCGGUCUGGCCCCGCCCCUCGUUACGCUGCCUCUCUGGGCGCCCACAGCUUCCUCUCGCUGGUUCCCGGCGGGCGGAGCGGCCGCUCUGGGCGCUCACAUCCUCCUCUCGCUGGUCCGCGGCUGCUCUGUGAGUGCUCAUCCCGGUUGGUACCUGGCUGGCGGCGGCGGCACACGUGGUCUCGGCACCCCAUGUUCGAGGAGCCCGAGUGGGCCGAGGAGCCCCCGGCCCCGGCCGCCCGCGUGCCCCAGCUCCCGUGCGCUCGGGUCGGGCCGGGGCCCCGUGCCAAGGGCUUCAGCCGCCAGCGUCUCCAAGCUACAUUACAGGUACUACAGGCUGAAGCACUGCCUUGCCAGCUCCCUAGCCAAGGGGACAAUGGCUGCAACUCGGAUUCUGACUCUGGGGAGCGGAAAAGAAAAAAGAGGAAGAAGGUCCCUAAACAGGCUCCACUUAUAGAAGAAAACUCGGAGCUACCAGUCCAGCGAGUGAAAACUAAAAAGGAAGACAGCAAAGAGGCCUGUUGAAAGUGGCAGAGGUAGCCAGCCGGUUUGUGGAUAUGAGGAGUUUCUUGGGAGCCUUAGCCCAGCUGGGCUUCAAGCUUGUCUCCAAGGAUCUAACCAACAGCUACUUCUACCUGUUAGACUUCC
This is a messenger RNA of Dromiciops gliroides (monito del monte), 825 nucleotides long. RefSeq names its product ribosomal RNA processing 8 (gene RRP8). The record is from RefSeq and is a predicted model, not a curated record. The transcript is spliced from 6 exons. NCBI's taxonomy places the organism in Eukaryota, Metazoa, Chordata, Mammalia, Microbiotheria, Microbiotheriidae. Bases 1 to 702 code for a protein of 233 amino acids.